CGUGGAUUAUUGUCAUUCUCUGUACAAAUAUAUUCACUGCCGUAUAAUUCUCCUCAUCCUGGGCCGGGUAGAUCCACUCCGCGUCUUCUUCCCCACGCAUCUCUCCAUAUUCUCCUCCUCCUCUGAUCCGUAACUGUCUCUGGCAAUGGCCGCUCUUCCGACGCUCCUAAUCGCAGUUCUCGUCGCGCAUCUCUGCAAUCUGCACGCUCUCGCAGCGCAUUCGCCGGCUCCGGCUCCGGCUCCACAAUCCGGACCACACGCCGAUUCUCCGCCGCCUGUUUUCCGGUCUCCGUCGCCUUCGCCAAGCGACGCCGCAGAUCGCGCUCCUCCGGCGCCUCCUCCGCUAAAAUUCGACGUUUCUGCGUCGCCGGCUCUGGCACCUGAUCCGGAUGCGGUGAAUGACGUGAGCCACGCGGACGUGGAAGAGGCGAGUGGAACUACCGGCGGUGGAAUGAGCAGAGGGAGGAAGGCUGGCAUCGCCGUUGGAGUGAUCGCCGGCGCGUGUGUCGUGGGGAUCGGCGCCGUCGUUUACAAGAAGCGUCAGCGGAACAUUCUUCGAUCGCGGUACGGGUACGGCGGCGAGAGGGAGAUGGUGUAAGGUUCGUACGAGACUACGAGUUGGGGAAAUUGAAAAAUCACUUUCAUAUGCAUUUACCAAAGGGCACACAAAUACUGUAUUUGAAAUUUACGGAGCAGUACUAUUUUGGAACUUGGGAAGGGCGAUGAUUUGCAGUACCGUUCGUUAUUGACUUUCGAGUCUUUGACUGAACUUUUUACUCACUUCUCGUACGGUUUAUUUUUUUAGAGUAAAUUGCAUAAUUGGUCCUUUAUAUUAUGGAGGUUUCCCUAUUUAAUCUUCUAUUAUCAAAUAUUAUUCCUGUAGUCCUUUUUAAAAGGUGUUUUUUCACAAAAGGUCCUUUUUUGAUCUUCUGCCAUGUUGGUGUUUAUUUAAAGAAAUAUUUGCACUAAAUAGCACUAAAACUU
Messenger RNA from Cuscuta campestris, 984 nucleotides. NCBI's taxonomy places the organism in Eukaryota, Viridiplantae, Streptophyta, Magnoliopsida, Solanales, Convolvulaceae. The record is from the annotation of a GenBank genome assembly.